This is a messenger RNA of Aspergillus steynii IBT 23096, 1423 nucleotides long. RefSeq lists its product as uncharacterized. The transcript is spliced from 2 exons. Lineage: Eukaryota; Fungi; Ascomycota; Eurotiomycetes; Eurotiales; Aspergillaceae. The record is from RefSeq and is a predicted model, not a curated record. The annotation marks the transcript as partial.
UCCUCUGCAUCCUCUGCAUCCACUACAUCCUCUGCCACCCUCGCAUCUGCAUGCAUCAAUCCUUCCACCUGCAUUCCAUUCGUUUCCCCCUCCGAUACGCCCGUGGAAUGAGGCGAUGAGUUGGCGCCUGGCCGCAAACGCAUCAUUGUUUGGGCUCCCCCGCAGUGGAUCGGGUGCCUGACCGCCAGCUCUUUGUCUGUCAUCUCAUCCUGUCAUCUCGCUGUUGUAUGACCUCUGUCCCGCUCAAUGCCAGCUUCAAUGCUUGCGCUCCAAUUCCUCGGCCAAUUCCUGCCUGGCGAUGUCCUCCCGUGAUGGCGAUUUCUGGGGGCUGCUGAUCAACCCCGAUAAGAGCCCCGCUCCGUUACUCGAACAGUUGUGCCUGGGAAUUGCCCAGAUCAUGACCUCGUUUGAUGAUUAUGCAACCUCCGACCUGACGCCGGAACGACUCGCCACUUUCUACGGCAAGGUGGGCGGCAAUUACGACGUUCUGUUCCUCGACACCAAAUCCUCCGCCUUGUCGUUUAUCUACCAGCGAUUAGGCUGUUUCCACAGUAUUCAACCCUCCACCGACCCGUACAAACCCCCGUCCGUGCCCGCGCUACAGCCGAACGGAUUCGUGCGAUGGCAGACGAUUCAGCUGCUGCUGGACCCCGACGAACACUCGCGAUACCUGCAGAAUGCCGUCGAGCUGUGGGACAUCGAGAACCCGAACGGGGGAUACUUCCCCAAGGAUAUUCCCCGAGAUGCCUUUCCAGCCGAGUCGGACCCGGAAAUGGUGAAUUGGCACGAGGAAGUGAGCCGGCGGUUCGAGUUUGAUUACUGGAAGAAGAACAUCUUUCGCUCGUCGCCGCCCAGCUUCGGCACGUACCACUCGCACUUCAGUCAGAAGGAGGCCAGCGGCAAGGAGGACUACCCCAACCAGCGGCAACCCACGUCGCACCGUCGACACGCCACUACCACCAACAUCCCACCCAUCCACCCCCAGCGGCGGCGCAGCGCGGAGAUCCCGUCCGGCGGUCGGCGCGUGCACUCCACGUUCGUGCGACGUCCGGAGGAGUUCCAGGAAUACAAAUCCCCGCGAGCACCGUCGCCCCCCACGUGGCCCAAGGGCAGGACCCGGGGUCGCGAGCGUGCCUCGUUUUCUCGGCCGGUCAGUCCGGGAACCGUCGGGCACGAGACGUCGGACGCAUCGUCGGAAGAUUCGGCCUGGGGGGCGAAAGACCCCCGAAGGUACCAGGAGAAUCUGUCGCCGCCGCAGACGUCCCACGCUCGGCGACAUUCCCACGAAGCGUACGCCCGCCGACCGCGCCGGGAGCUCUCUCCGGAUGCGCAUCGGCGCCACGGACCGCGGGAGACCUACCAAAGCCCCGACUCCGGGCGACUCUACGACUCGGACGGCGCGCGACGAGUCCGGUCGGCCAGG